This is a messenger RNA of Talaromyces stipitatus ATCC 10500, 1857 nucleotides long. RefSeq lists its product as uncharacterized. Bases 1 to 1857 code for a protein of 618 amino acids. The record is from RefSeq and is a predicted model, not a curated record. Gene Ontology annotation, molecular function: FAD binding. NCBI's taxonomy places the organism in Eukaryota, Fungi, Ascomycota, Eurotiomycetes, Eurotiales, Trichocomaceae. The transcript is spliced from 7 exons.
AUGGAGGAAACCAGCGUAGUUAUCGUGGGCGCUGGCCCUAGUGGCUUGGUCCUUGGAGCUUUACUUGGGCGUAUGAAUGUCAAGGUAGUCAUUCUGGAGAAAGAACUAGAAGUUUGUGAAGAUCCGCGAGGAAUCGUGGUGAACGGAGACGCCGUACGAAUCUCGUACCAAGUUGGGAUUGGAGAUGAACUGACGAAGAAAAUUGGAAGUGACCUUGGAUCCCUAAACUUCCACCGAGGGAACUUUCGUACAAAGCCUUUUAUGGCUUUCAAUAUAUUACCAGAUUGGGCCGGACAAUCUGUUUCGCAAAAUAUUGCACAGUUCCAGCCUAAUUACGAGCGAGAGAUACGUAACCUCCUUAGAACAAUCCCGUCCUGCAGCUUGAGAAUCGGAUGUGAAGUUCUCAACCGAGUUGAAAAGGACAACGUUACGGAAAUUGAAUACCUGACACCUGAAGGAGACCGCAAAUGGAUCCGGACAUCUUGGCUCGUUGGCGCCGAUGGGAAGCGUGGUGUGGUUAGAAAGAAGUUCCUUGAACCUGAGGGUAUUAAGCAGGUCGAUGCUGUAUGGCCUUACGUCGGCACAUGGGUCGCAAUCAAUCUUGAGGUUGAUUUGCCUACACCAGAGACACAUCCGGAUUUUCCCUUAUGGGACUUGGGAUAUACGCCUGAGGAGGUGCAUGCGGCGUUUUGGCCAAAGGGAUUCCACUUCUGUAACGAUCCUGUCCGACCAGCGGUUAGUGGACGGUUUGGACCGAAGCAUACACGAUUCUGGAGACAUGAAUACUCCAUCGGCAUGGAAGAGGAACCAAAAGACUGCGUUUCAGAUUUCUGGGACCAUUUCUUGCCCUGGAUGGUCCUACCCGGUUCACAGUUUAGCAACAAGUUUAGGGGAACUACCAUUUCUUAUCCACGAGACUGCAUCAAAGUGCUACGAUGCAGACCGUUCCGCUUCGCGACAAAAGUCGUAAACCGCUGGUUCCACAACACAACGAUGCUCAUCGGCGAUGCAGCACAUGUUUUCCCUCCCUUCGGCGGACAGGGUAUUGCAACUGGUAUCCGAGACGCCCAAGCAUUAUCCUGGCGUCUCGCGAUCCUAGGCCGACUUCAAAAUACUCCGAUCUCAGUCAGAGAAAGGAUUCUGACAGGUUGGUCACAGGAACGCCGUCAUGCAUGGGAAAUAGCCACCUUGGCAACAAAAAUGAAUGGUAGUAUUGUGAACCAAAGUACAUUUUGGUCUGGGUUAUUUUUCAGGUUCUGUAUGCGUGUAUUGUGGGCGAUUCCGGGGGUUGCGAAGUGGAGGACACAAAUGACGUUUAGGGAUAAGUUGGCUUAUAAUGGGCAAAGUUGUCCUGAUGGAUUCUUCUUAGAGGAGAAUGGAGGAGGGAGGAAGAUUGGGCAGGCUUGGCUGGCAAAUACUACUGAUGCAGCUGUUCCCCCACAGUUAUCUGAUGAGGUUAUCUUUAGAGACUUGUCGAGAUUGUCUAUUCUCGUAUUGGUGAGAACUUCCGUCGAUAUUCCUUCCAAGUCAGUACUUGGUGAUGUUUUGAGGAUAUCCGGUAUACCAGUGGAAGUUUUGGGAGAGGAAAAUAUCACAUAUUUGGAUAUCUCGAAACAUGGAGUGCCAGUCUCAGGAAAGAAUGAUCAGAUCUGGCGUCCCUGUUCCACGAAUGAACUUGAGGCGAAGGGUAUCCAGCCAAUUCUGGGAUACAACAAAAGUGCGAUUCACAACAAUCUACCUUUCUCAGCGAGAUUCGUCAUUCUACGUCCGGAUUUCUUUAUUCAUUCCAUUGCAGGUGAUCUGGAUAGUUUGAGGAGGAAUCUGGGGCGGGUCAAGCAGUAUUUUAUGUCAUCAUAG